Molecule: messenger RNA, 5071 nt
Organism: Amoebophrya sp. A25
Lineage: Eukaryota; Dinophyceae; Syndiniales; Amoebophryaceae
Source: the annotation of a GenBank genome assembly
UCGAAAACUCAAAAUAAGCGAGUUACUGACUGAAAUAAGAGAGUCUUGACUAGUACACUCCUCUUCUUUCAGUAUCUCCCUUAUUUUCAAUAUUUACUCAGUUAUUUCAGUUGAUCGAAUAAUUUUUGAUCGGUUAUUCGCUAGGGACCACUUCAUCUCCGUGGUCCAGAGAAAAUGCCAGUAGCCUGUAUUUCUGCUCUGCCUGUAUACGAGCCUCUCGCCACUCUGCCUCUCUCUCGUCUCUGUCGACGAGGCUCAUGUCUGCACCUCUCAAUGUCCAACAAUCAUCUCCCCUCUCCUCACGACACGUGCGCCCUGUCUAGCUAAUUGAAUCUAUCUUUUUUAGGUCCCUCUGGACGUUCAUUUUCUUGUGUGUUGGAAAUUAGAAGAAAACGUAUCUAACGUUGCUUUCAACUGAGUAUACUUUCUUCUUUCGGACCACCAGCCUGAGCAUGUUAUUUUCAAAUGAUCUUUUGCGCGGCGGUUGCUGCUACUUUUAUUCGUAGUCGUAGAUAACAAGUUUCAGUGAGUGAUAGCAAAGCAACGACACGUCGUUGGAGUCACUAGUUCGGACGAAGUUCAGAAAUACAUGCCUGCCCAGAAAUACAUAGUAGCACAACAUCUGAAGUUGCGAAUAAGAAACGUCAUCAGUACGAUUUCCCACGCAGUGAGACCCCACAUCUUCAAGAACUACCUCAGCAGCUGAGUGGAGGACUCAGGGAGGAAAUUAGACCAAGGCCGCCGCUAGUCGUGUCGAUCCUCGUCGUAGUAGUACUGAUAGUGGAAGAUAACGUAUCAGCAUCUUCAUCAACAGAACAUCAAGAUUGAUCAUGGGACAAAUUGCGGGCAAGCUUCGCUCCAUAAGAAGCAAUACGGCAAAAGUAAACGAGCCAUCCUCCGACGAGUUCUCGCCAAAGGAGUGGGGUAAAGACACCUGGGAGGAAUUCUGGAAUUCACCUUUCGGUCAAAAUUUCGACGAUCUGGUUGAGGGCAUCGGACUCAAAAUCUACGACCUUAGUAUAUCAAGCUUGCACUAAUGAAAACCCACUUGUGCUUUGCUUCAGCGUCCUUGUUUUUUUUCUUAAUCGUGAUGAAUGUUCUUGUUGAAAAAUAUCAAUCUUUUUUUAUGUUCUGGUGUGUCUCUGUCUCUCCACUUUCCCCGUAUAAACUCCUUCUAUCAUCUUUCAGCGGAAGCCAUGCAGCGAGGAGAAGACCAUCCGUCGCAGGAUUCAACGAAGAGUACAAUGAAGAGUGCUACGCGUUUGUUACUGAAUUGCUUUGCACAAUACAAGGAGCACGUCCUCCACAGCGAUAGGGAGGAAAUUAUCGAUGUUUUUGUGGACAUGGCCAGAGUUGAAAUCCAGCCGUAUCGUUCUACAGAGAGGUGGAACGCUUCGGUAGUCAAAGACUUCGUCCGAAGGUUCUUUGACUCCACGACACGCACAAUGCCAGAGCUUUUUACGAAUUGAUGAACGCUUCGGAUAAGAAUUGAAAAUGAAUCAGCACAAUGUCAAACGCAAGUAGAAAGGAAGUCAAAAUUAUAAUCGGAUCAUAUUCUUGAUAAGCUUUCGAGCGAAGUACUUUUGUUGGGUAUAGAAAACUAGACCAAAAUCUAGCAAUAGACCCCAUGAUUUUACACCUUGACGACAUUUUCUAUUAUACAAUGCAUGGAUGUUAAGGCUAACAGUAGCACGAAGUAGAUAGUGUCCUUUUCUGUGGUUGUGGGUUUAUUUGGUGAACCGGUACCCCAUUGCGAAUAAACCUGUGCGCACAACCAUAGAACUGAGCAUUCGCCGGAGGCGUUGCACAGGGCUCCGGCCUGCCUUCGAAGGUGAGACCUCUGGGGCUGACAGGACCACGACAGCGCCGGCGCUUAAUUAGUAGGAGAUAAGUUCUUGCCUGACCUUUCUUUUUUCGGUUUUUGUUUUUUCCAGUUAGAUAUGCUCCACCAACAUUAUACAAUGCUCAACAAGAUUUUUUCAGUGAUGAUACAAUGCUUAACCUUUGACGACAUUUUUCAUGAUGAAAUUGAAAACUUCAAACUCUAACAAGAAUAAAGAGAUUCUGAAAGCAGUCGACGUAAACGCAGUCUCCGUAAGCGCAGGCGACGUAAACGCAGUCUCCGUAAGCGCAGGCGACGGAGGAGUCGGAGACGGAAAGCUGGCAAUUAAUCGUGUGUCUGCUAAGGACCCGAGGAUGCGUGCGACGUUUUACCCACAAAGUGAAAUCGACCGAAUCGGCAAAGAAAGUGAAGGAUCUGAGCGCGGGGUCAAAGUUUUCCGAUAUUUCGCAAUAAAGGAGAAAGAGGACUUUUUGGAGGAACACUGGUAUUACAUAUGGUAUGUUCAUUCAUCAUGUCCUUUGCGUUUUUUUACACAGGGGUACGUUUACUUUUUGCAGAUACAAAUAAGUGAUGACUAGUUUUUGGUAUUCUGUUGUUGAGAACAAUUUGCGAAUGUCCUUAUAUAUUCAUCGUUAUCCUUCUUCAGUCUUGAGUUUCUCCAUAAACGACACAGAGGUACUUCCUGUACUUAGCGGACACACCUUAUAGAGAGAAGAAAAUAGCUAUAAGAAGAUAACCACCACAAGAGCCACAAUAAACACCACUAUCACCAGGGAUCUGGUUAAGGAGUUCGCUGAGAAGGAGAAGUGGGGUGCACCCCUAUCGUCGCCGGAUAAUAAGGGAGCGUCGAGUUUAGGGCAGAUAACGCCAGACACUGCAUAGUAAUAUUCUUGCGUUUAUUUUUCCACAGGUUGCUAGUGCAGAAGUAGGACUUCCGGUACUUUCCUUUUUGGUUGCUGUUGUUCGAUGAUGUCAACAAGAAAUGUAUGUACUCCAGCAUACUAGAAAACGAAAACAUUUUUCCUUUCUAUGGACAAAGAGUAAGUCUACUAAUACUUUCACCAAAAAUUUCAGCGACGAGGCCGCGCGGAUCGACGCCGCAGAACGCUCCGCAUCGGCAACCACUUCCUCCGCGACUCUCUCGACUAUGCACUUUGAGGCCAUGGCCGUGAUGCAGAUUACGACUGCCACGUUUAUUGCGAGUUUGGUUUUGGUUACGGCUAAGUACUUGUUAUCCAUCCCCAUAGGGCUUUCUCGGUGUAUACAAGAGACGCUCUUGAAGGAGCCCCUAUAGGGAUGGAUUGUGGAGGUGAGCUCUAAUUUGCGCUGGUGUCUCCGUCGCCGCUGUGAGCGCCGUGGGCCGCGCAAUGACGCCCCAGCCCGGCCGAAGGACGAGGGUACCUCAGAGGAAGAAGAAGAAGACUGCGAUCCGGAAGAGUUUUAGACUUAGAUGUGUAAAUCUUUUCGUACAUAUUGUUAGAACAAAAGUCCUUCUAGGUAAGGGCACAGUAGAUCUAAGAAAAACCCUGACUCACUCUGAUAAGAUAUCUUAGUCUUACGUUCGUAACUCGUAUGAUUUAGAUUUGUGGCACUCAAAACAGCACUCUGUUUCCAAGAAAAGAUAUAUAUUUCAGCAUUACAACAUGAAGAAAGCUAUUAUUUUGCUCGUCCACUCCUCGCAAAUAUAUGCACUUCACUUGAAAGGGCCCAAUGAACUAGCAAGGAGCACUAAUAUGUUUCUGUUGCGACACAAAGCGUCUCUAAGUACGCUUUGAGUCGUCUCGGACAGUCUACGCAGAUAUUCGUGAAGCUUAGUUUUAUCUCUUUUAUGCCUAGUGAUUGUUGUCAAUCCUAAAUUUCAUUUCAAUUUCUCAUUUACAGUUCUGUCGAGUCAAAAAAUUAUUAUCAACCUUGUUCACUCAAAAUCAAACAUUAUCAUCUUCAUUCGAAAUGUCUUAUAUCUAUGUAGCUGAGCUCAUCAGCUCUAUGUUUCUAAAGUCUAGAAUGCACAGAAUAAUGAAAAUGCCAUUAGAUGAAUCAAUCAUGAGACGAGAACGUCGUAGCCUAAAAAGAAUAAUCAUCACGAUUUCAUUAUCGCCCAAAGAAAAUGAACCGACGAGCCUUCCCUCGUCUUAGUCCCUUCACCCAAUGCAUCGCUAUCACGAUCAUCAAUUCGCGGAUCUGUCUGUAGUUCGAGGAGUUUCUUAGCUACAGUGUGACUGAAUCGACCGGCAGAAUUUGCAGUGAAAUUCUCACUGAAAGGACUUUGAAGCAGGAAGGUGCUAAGUCGUAAGUACAGACUUUGCCUUCGCUUCCUAAAAAAUUUUUGAGGACCUGACUCUCCGAGUUAUAUUUUUACUACAUUUCGAUCAUAAAUAUCGUCUGAAAGAAGCGGAAAUAAAUGUACCCAAAGAAUUCACAAAAUGUACUCACUACUCCUCUCUACACCACCUCACAGGAAUCCUUAGACUUGGUACUCCUCUCCACCACCUCACAGGACUCCUUAGACUUGAUACUUCUCUCCACCACAUCACAGGAAUCCUUAGACUUGGUACUCCUCUCUCCACCACAUCACAGAAACCCGCAGUUCGAAGCAAGUAUAUCUUCAAAGAAAUAUGGUAGCAACUUUUAAUGUACUUUUACAGAACUGCCCAAGUGGUAAGAGAUGGAGAGAAAGGACUAUAAGCGGCUGAAGUCUCAACACAUCAAGUGUCAUAUCUCUUCGCAAAGAAGAACAACCGGUUGGUGUUCCGUCGUAUACCAGAGGUGAGUCAACAAAAACAACAGCAACAACAACACCACAGCCCGAAGGUAACUCCCCCGCAUUGCCUGGCGCAGUACUUAGGGCCGUGAGUAGUUGGCGUAAGCGAAGUAGGGUGACUAGGUUAAAGUCGUUUUUACGGCGAUCGGGCUUUUUUCACUCGAGCGUGUCGGCAUUACUCAUGCCAAAGCGCUAUCGGUGCUCUGCCGCGUCUCUAUUCGGGUCGCAACGGAAUCAGGCAGCGGAAGUUGUCACGUGGUUCGCCAAUGAAUGAAUGACUGUAGUGGUAGGAGGUAGUCGUAAUAAAGGUCGAAAAUGAGAAUAUCAUCACAUCAUCAGAUGCUGAUAGGAUUCGCAUUUUUCUAAUGCAAAUCAAUGCAAUUCUUGAACCAAACUGGUCGAGGAAAUUUAGACGAAUAUAUAAAUGCAAGGCACAAAGUCGUGCCACGACCAAGCAAGGUGGAGCU